AUGGCGGCUCUGGCAAAUAUCGCCGACCUCAAGGAGCUGGUGCGGGACUCGCAGCUGCACGCAACAUUCCGAUCCAAGGGAGGCCAUCAUUACAUCGUCCACACGAGGGACGGCCACCGAGCCAAGCAGACACAGGAAGUAUGGGCCCAUGUCAAGAAUCUGGGGCAGGGAGGUCAAGGGUCUGUCGACUUGCAGGUCAAGCAGAGUCACGCCCAGCGUAAACCUCAGUACCGAGCUGUCAAGUGCAUUCGCAUCCCCGAGGCCGAGCUAGGCUCCAAUCAAGAUUUCUACGUGCGCGAGCUUGAAGCUAUCAUCAAGUUUUCUCAGAUCAGAUAUGGGGAACUAUUUGUAAAGACCUUUGGGUGGUUUGCCCAGGGGAACAAGCUCUUCAUUGCCAUGGAGUAUUGUCCACUUGGUGAUCUGGAGAAGUAUCUUGCAAACGAAUGUCCCAACAGUCGCUUGCCUGAAGAUCAGGUACACGAGAUUGCUUCCCAGGUGCUGGAUGCAGUCUCCAGGAUGCACGAAGAGAAUUUUGCUCACCGGGAUCUUAAACCAGCAAACAUACUCGUCCAAAGCCAUCCUCCCGACGCGUGGGUGGUCAAACUAGGCGACUUUGGCAUUAGCAGACGGGAUCAAGGCGUUCCAGAAACCACAACAGUGCGAGGAACACCCCGAUUCAUGUCACCGGAGCUGCUUGGCUUCACCGACGGGAACAGUAGAUGCUCAAAUCUCUACGCCGUCGACAUGUGGUGCCUCGGCGAGACCAUCUUCCGGAUUCUCUCUGGGCGACCUACCUUUUUGAAUCACGCCGAUCUUUGUCGAUUUUGUCUGGGACAGCUUGAGUUUCCAGCCGACAUAUUGAGAGAUCUGCAUGCAUCCGAGGAUGCUAUUGACUUUCUCAAGUCACUCAUUGUCAACGAUCCAGACAAUAGACUUACAGCUGAGGGGGCGUCAGCACACGCCUGGAUUAUGACGGAAUCCAACGUGUCCGAUUUAGAAUCCACGGGCAAUCCUCGACCAUGGAGCAUAAUCAAUCAUUCUUUCCCCGGUCUUGCGUUACCGUCCCUUCCAGACAUGUCGACCGAAGCCUCCGCAUCGUGGCCAGCAGAAGGCCUGACUGCUAGCAAAACGAUGACUGAAAGCCAAAACCCCAUGAUAAGGAAUCCUUCGCGCCAAUCUGGAUCAAGUGAAGCCUCAGCAUCUUGGACAGCAGCAGGUCUGACUUCUGGCAAAACAGCCCCCGAAAAUCAAACUCUUACGAUACGGAAUGCCCCCAGUCAAUAUAUGACUACCACAGCAUCAGCCUCGUCGACAGCGGAUUUUACACCGAAAUUCGCACAGACUAUCAUGGAUGAACAGCCGAAGCCUUCCAAUAAUGCACAGAUGCCCGCCUUGUGGACGUGGACUGACUCUUCUGUUCCCAACCCCCAAGCAACAAUCUCCUCCUCCUCAACAUUGACCCCAUCAAGAACGAGAAAGGGUGGCGGCUUGACAGCCAAGAUUAAACAAAGUAUUCCCGUGGCAACAAUCGAUCGAAUGAGCAGCACAGAACCCAGUAACAAGCCGGGCUGGAAAGAGUACCAUGAACUCGAGAGGGCUGCCAACUCGGAUUUCAUUGACAGGAAAUUUGACAGUGCGGAGCGCAAGUAUGCGGAGCUUGCCAGAAUCAACAAGAACUUCCAGCCCACUUUCAAGACGGCCCCUAAGCUGUAUCUCGAAUUGAAGCAAGCAGCUAAUGAGAAGGUUGAGAAGGGUCUAGUUGAGGAGGCAAAGCAGCAGUACGCAGAACUGGAAAGGUUCAAACAUAACCAUCAGUCACUCCCCGAAGAUUUCACAGACGACGAGAUAUUAGAGCUGAUAAGACUUGAGGCCGGUGUGCUGUUCGACAAGGGCUCCAUCCACGAAGCCUGCGAGGCGUACAAUAACUUACUUCGUCUGAGCAACCACUGGCUCGGCAUUCGCGAUCCUGUAUAUUUCCGCGACCAGCACAAUUAUGCGACUAUAUUGUUUGAGCUAGGGCGUUUCUCAGAUGCAGAGACAGUAUAUAGCCAAGCGCUUGCCGGCAGACGCAAGGCCCUGGGACCCGAGCACAGCGAUACCCUGAACACCAUGCACGACACAGCGGACACUCUGCGCCAGACUGGCCAGACAGGUCGCGCUGAGGAGCUGUACCGGGAAGUUAUCGAAAUCAGGAGCCGCCUGGACGAUCCAAAAAUGCUCCAGAGCAUGGAGGCGCUGGUGGACAUGCUCCUGGAUGGGAACAACUACGCGAGGGCUCAACCGGUCCUCAUGAAGAUUGUCGAGGUGAAACAGAAACAGAAGGCAGAGCCGGAGGACAUCAUCAAGACCUUAUACCAGGUCGCUCAAGGCGAAGAGCGCAGCCCAGGAGGGGGGCAGGCUAAGCUGGUGUACGAGAACAUACUGUCUGCACGGGAAAAAGCGUUGGGAGCAGCACACCCUCUCACAGUAGAGAGCCGGAAUCACCUAUCGACGUUUGUGAAGCGGCAGGACGAGAAUCUGCGCAAGUCUACAGCUGAGUAUCAGACAGAGCUGCAAAAAUCAAAGCAGCCAGCCGCAAGGGAUGUCGAAACGAUCAUUUCCAAACCAGCCGCUGAGACGUCCGCGGGAGCCAAGCGACCUGUUCGUACCGCGCGGCCAGCUACCCAUACCACACGGACCCCUCCGGUUGGCACGCGCCCGCCACGCCGUGUUCGUGAGGUUGGCGGCCCGGCUCGUCCCGAAGAUGGCAUCGACUGGGUCAAGUACAUUGAGCGUGAGGAGAAGAAGAGGUCCGGCCUGAUGGCAAAGUUGUUCAAACGAUAUUGA
Molecule: messenger RNA, 2826 nt
Organism: Clonostachys solani
Lineage: Eukaryota; Fungi; Ascomycota; Sordariomycetes; Hypocreales; Bionectriaceae
Source: the annotation of a GenBank genome assembly